CAACAACACCCGCGUUAUCAUCGAUCAUUAACAUUCUAGCCCAUUUCUUCCAUUGUAUCUCUUAAUCCCUUCCUAUUUUUAGUUCCCGCCCAGCUGUAUGGCGGCAGGACGUGUUGUUUCCCCCUUUUUCUCGGAACCCAUCAAACAGAACCAGAUUUAGAUCUAGCUCUUACGUCAAUGGCUCGAGAUGCCUAGGCUGCUAGGCUUUGGAAGCUGGAAAACGGAUGGGGUUGAUGGCGCCGAUUCAAAUGUCAAGGGCAGCGCAAGCCAGGCAACCUCAUCUCCGGGCACGACACUACUUCCCAGGCCAGUCGCGUCUCUUGUGUCACUCGUAACCCAGUCAACUUCUCUUUCCCUUCGCUUGGGGACUUUCUUUGGUGGAGUUGCUCUUGAUGGGGCAAGAAUAACAACGUUAACGGGCUUGGAGCUUAGUCGCGCCGUUAUUGAGGGCAUUCUGACCAGAGCUGGCCGGGAUGUCGCGAUUCGAAGUAGCGGGGCCCAUGGGAGAGCAGAGGCGGAAUCUAUGCUUGAGAGGAGUAUUGCUGCAUUGCAUACCACUGUGACGUCUGCGUCUUUCUUUGCGGCCGCAACCUUCCACUUUUCAUCCACCACACUCUCGUCUGCCGCCAAUAUGUCCCAGGCCUUGCUUUCAACCCUCGAUGCUAUUCUUGGGUCAACAGAGUCAUCAAGGGCCAUUGCAGCUAUCAUAACCCUCAUCCGCAAAGAGUUCAGAAAUCAAGGCUCCGAGAUUGGCUCCGAGAAAAUCGGCGUUGGCGAUCUCCUAGUGGGUACUGUCGGGUUUGCAAUGCUCCAACGCUGGGGAAGAAAGAAUACAGAAAGGUAUAUACGAGCUAACAGCGGUGAGGAAACUGUAUGGGACGUGGUCAUCUUGGACAAUGGGAUUAGAGCGGAUGUUGUCGAAACACACCAAAUAGACUCCACAGAUGGGACGCAUGAGAAUAUGCGUAAUCUAUCACGUCAAUCCUCCUUUAUGUCCCCAGGAAUUGGGGAGGAGGAGUUCCGUGCUGUGCAGCGUCCGGUGAGCACCCCAGGCACAGCAGAGAACCCUUCCACUAUCCUCCCAGAAAAUCAACACCAGAUAUCAGACGAAGACAUUCACUUGUACAUAAUGAAACAGCUCCCUCAAGGCUGCCGUGCGUCGAUCAGAACUGAUUGGGUAACUGCACGUACAAUAACCGUUGAUGUCUUUGAUGACGACAAUAGAGAAAUUGCUGCUCCGCCUGGUACGAUGAUUGUCGAAGAGAGAUUUCACAACGAUCCUCACAACGGUAGGAGAACUCCGACCGGCUCACACACCCCAAGGCAUACGAUUGUAUUUCGAACAGCAUUCAACAAAACUCAGAGUGCCGAUGUGCGACCCCACUCUAGACAGGUGGUUGGCACAAGUGAGGUAAAUGACGAUCAACAACGUUAUAACCCACAAGGCCUUCAAAAAGUAUCUCUCUCCGAAGCCCCAGACAGCGAAUCCAAUGUCCCAAAUGGCAGCCUAGAUAUUGUGAUAAAACAACCUUGGCCAGAUGUCAGCAUGCAUCUUCAGAAGCAACAUCGCGCCGAGGCAAGCGAUGCCUUUAAAGAAAACUACGCGGCUUCAAAAAGCGGAUUCACCAAGAGUUCACUGACCAAGAUCGCUCAAAAGGUGAAGCCGAUUACGAGGGAAAAGAAUGAGCUUAGCAAACGGCCAUCAGUACGUCCGCCCUUUGAUAGGUCCAAUACGCAACCUUCCCCUGGAAACUCAAUCCAGCGUAGUAAGGCAUAUAAAGGAUCUACUACUGAAAGGAAAGUACCAGCUCAGGCUCAAGCUAGCAAAUCAGUUACGCAGGCAAGGCCUGGAAAACUAUUGGUGCCUUCCAAGACCGCACCUUCGUCCUCUGUUGCGAACAGAGGCGUCCCAAGGACACCACUUCAAGAUGCUCGAAUCCGACCGAGUUCCCCAGAACCAUCCUCACAUCGCACGAAUAAAUGUGAUCCCAAUCAUGGAAGAGGCCCAAGAGCCGGAUAUUAUCAAGUCCACGAAAAAGAAUCAUACAUGGCGCGGACAGAUGCUUACUCUCUCUCUCGCGACUCUCGCUGUUCUUCACCAAAAGCAACCAGGACUCAUGUUCGCAGUAGCAGCUCGUUAUCACUCACAAGAUCUGAGACGGAGACAACAGUGACACUGCAUAACGAUACUCGACAAAACCCUUCGUCUUUCUACCAAAGAUCCACGUCCUAUUCAUCUAGUAUAUAUUCUCUCGCCACAGCAGGAUCAGAAACUUCUCUUGUACUCGCACACCGCUCCUCUAAGAGUGCAUACGAUGACACUUCUAUAAUUCAGGCCCUCAAUCGGGAUGGUCUUGUCCCGGGAAUCUUCCCCCAGAAACACUUUGUUCAAAACAUACGACGUUUUUGCCGAUUCGCCUCUGCAUCGUAUGGCUCCAAUGCUUUAAAGGUAAUGGGUGUGCCACAGGCGCCUAAGAUUGUUAAUUUGGAGGAUAUUGGUAGCCAAGAGCACAGCGACUUCUCAGGCCAUACGGGACUGCCAGCUUCAACCAUUCUACUUUCAUCCUUUGUCGAUCCUGAGGGUGGCUCCAACGCAGCAGGGGAGACGGAGAACGGAUUUCCUCUGGUCCAUUAUCUCUUUCUAGACCAUGAAUCGAAAGCUGUUGUCCUUGCGCUUAGAGGCACGUGGGGCUUCGAAGACGUUCUCACAGAUAUGACAUGCGACUACGAUGAUCUUGAAUGGCAGGGGAAAAGCUGGAAGGUCCACAAAGGAAUGCAUGCGUCUGCAAACCAUCUUUUGAUGGGAGGAGGAAAAAGAGUCAUGAUUACGAUCAGAGCCGCGUUGGAGGAAUUCCCAGAAUACGGGGUCGUCCUAUGUGGCCAUUCACUCGGGGGAGGCGUGGCAGCGCUCCUGGCAACCAUGAUAUCUGAACCCGGCAAUGAGGCUUCAAGGACAUCGUUCACAACAACUUCAUACUCUAGCAAGCAGUUUAUGCUCCGAGGUGGAAAAGCAGAGGAUGAGAGCCACUCUGCCAUUUACCUACCCCCUGGGCGUCCUAUCCAUGUCUACGCAUAUGGGCCCCCUGCGACCAUGUCGCCAUUUCUACGACGCGCAACGCGUGGAUUAAUAACGACAAUUGUGAAUGGCCAAGAUGUGGUUCCCAGCCUUUCCUUGGGAAUCCUACAUGAUAUGCACACUGCGUCAGUGGCGUUUAAAAGUGAUGUUUCUGACGCCAAAUCACAUGUACGUUAUCGUGUCUGGGAAAGCUUACGACAAAGUAUAUUGAACAAAUUUUAUGUUCACGAGACACCUAUACUCUUGCAUGCUGGAGAUGGUCUGGGCGAAGAUGCAUGGGCGUGGAAAACCCUAAAAACUCUGCGUGAAAGCAUGUGCGCUCCUAAACUAGUACCUCCUGGCGAGGUGUUUGUCGUCGAAACCAUGCGUGUUCUGCAGCGAAACGCCUUCACCUCCGAUUCAGGCGAAGAUGGCUAUCCGCGACUGGGAAAACCUGCGACAAGGGUGCAGUUAAAGUUCAUCCGAGAUGUCGAAACUCGGUUUGGAGAGCUCAAGUUCGGUUCAGGAAUGUUCAGCGACCACAACCCAGCAAGGUAUGAAGCUAGCCUUGCUGGUCUUACACGAGGUAUUCUGGAUGAAUAACAAGUGAUGAAUCCGUUUUUGGAAAUAGGAUAGGGAUGUUGCAUCAAGGUUAUCAUUGCUACCCUUAUUGGGAUCGCGCAAGUGAUGUAUGUAGACCUGUAUUUACUUUUUUUAAUAUAUACAACAUCUCGAUUAGAGAUAGACUAGAAGAAUGAACAUC
Aspergillus ochraceoroseus IBT 24754 is the source of this 3818-nucleotide messenger RNA. RefSeq names its product lipase family protein. The record is from RefSeq and is a predicted model, not a curated record. Bases 188 to 3658 code for a protein of 1156 amino acids. The transcript has 2 exons. Lineage: Eukaryota; Fungi; Ascomycota; Eurotiomycetes; Eurotiales; Aspergillaceae. Gene Ontology annotation, biological process: lipid metabolic process.